Sorghum bicolor (sorghum) is the source of this 2446-nucleotide messenger RNA. RefSeq names its product pentatricopeptide repeat-containing protein At4g02750. Gene Ontology annotation, biological process: RNA modification. Gene Ontology annotation, molecular function: RNA binding; protein binding. Lineage: Eukaryota; Viridiplantae; Streptophyta; Magnoliopsida; Poales; Poaceae. Bases 109 to 1920 code for a protein of 603 amino acids. The transcript has 3 exons. The record is from RefSeq and is a predicted model, not a curated record.
GAGGUAAGUCAAGCAACCAAACAUGUUCAACCUAGCCCUGUGGAGCCUGGUCAGGGUGGAGGCAGGGAGCAAAUACAUUCCGAGCUCCGAUUCCCGCCACAACGUCCGAUGCCUUCCCCAACACCGGGCCACACGCGCCGCCGCUCACCGCCGGCGAUCACCGCCCUGCUGCCGCGUCUCCGCGCCGCCGCUGGGCCGACCACGCCGCGCCGCCUGCUCCUCCAGUCCAUGGCAGUGGUCCUCACCUCCGGGCUCUCUUCCUCCCACCCCGCGCUCGCCUCCCGCCUCCUCAACUCCCUCCUCCCGCACGUCCACGCCCGCCGCCUCCCGGCCCUCCUCCGCCUCCUCCCGCCCGACCACCUCACGCUCCUGCUCCUCUCCUCCGCCAAGCACCACCGCGCCCACUCCCUCCCCGCCGCCUGCGCGCUCCACGCCCUCGCCGUGUCCUCUGGCCACCUCCCCUCUGACCUCCGCCUCGCCAACUCCCUCCUCUCUCUCUACCUCUCCAACGGCUCCACGGCCUCCGCGCGCCGCCUCCUCGCCGACAUCCCCCGCCCCGACACCGUGACCUGGAACACUCUCCUCCGCUCCUGCCUCCGCAUGGGCCUCCUCCCGGCGGCGCGGCGCCUGUUCGACGAAAUGCCGGAGCGGGAUCUCGUCACGUACAAUUCCAUGUUGUCUGGGUACGCGGUGGAGGGAGAUAUGGCCAACGCCAGGGAGCUAUUUGAUGGAAUGCCCGAGAGGGACGUGGUUACAUGGAACUCAAUGCUUGCUGGGUAUGCGCAGCAUGGGGACAUGGAGAACGCCAAGAAGAUGUUUGAUGUAAUGCCUGUGAGGGAUGUUGUGUCAUGGAACUCGAUGCUGGAUGGGUAUGCCCAGACUGGGGACAUUGAGAUGGCAAGAAUGGUUUUCGAUGGCAUGCCGAGAAGGAGCACUGUGUCAUGGAAUGUCAUUGUUGCGCUAUACGCAAAGGUGAAGGACUGGCGUGAGUGUUUGAAUCUGUUUGAUGCGAUGAUGGCUGUGGGGGAAUGCAAACCAAAUGAGAAGACAUUUGUGAGCGUUUUCACAGCCUGUGGGAACCUGGGUGAUCUUGAGAGGGGAAGAUGGGUGCAUCGCUUGGUUCGUGAGAGGUGGGAGAGACUUAUUCCUGACGUACUACUGCUUACUGCUAUGCUGACAAUGUAUGCCAAGUGUGGGGUGAUGGGGACAGCAAAGGAGAUAUUUGAUUCUAUGACCGAAAAGAGUGUUGCAUCCUGGAACUCAAUGAUCAUCGGGUAUGGGUUGCAUGGGCUCAGUGAGAAGGCCCUUGAGUUGUUCAUGGAGAUGGAGAAGAAUGGGCCUCAGCCAAAUGAGACGACUUUCAUCUGCAUCUUGAGCUCCUGUGCCCAUGGAGGCUUGGUGCUUGAAGGCUGGUGGUGUUUUGAUAGGAUGGUCAGGUUCUACAAUAUUGAGCCCAAGGCUGAGCACUUUGGCUGUAUGAUGGACCUCCUUGGUCGUGCUGGACUGCUCAGAGACUCAGAGAAGCUCAUCAAGAAUUUGCAGGCAAAGGUGUCACCUGCAUUAUGGGGUGCCCUAAUAUCAGCCUCUCGAACUCAGGACAGCUCCAAACUUGGAGAAUUUAUUGGAACUAAGCUGAUUGAAAUGAGGCCAACAGAGUUCAGCUCCUACGUGCUUCUGUCAAACAUUUAUGCCGCGGAAGGAAGAUGGGAUGAUGUUGAAAAAGUGAGGAAGGUGAUGAAGGAGAAAGUAGUGGAUAAAGAUGUGGGGAUGAGCCUUGUAAGAUCAAGUGAGCCUGGUCAUGUUGCUGAAGAUGAUAUUUCAUAUCAACAGAAUUAUGUGAUGUUUUCGCUGCUGGGUGAGAUGGGUGUGCAUGUGAAACAACCAUCUGAAGUGUUCAACUAUAGGAGGGAACCUAAUUAGUUGUUCCAUGAGAUUUCCAACAGAGUUAUGCAUUAUUUCGCUAGGCGUAUUUAGGAAGAUAGAUGCCAAGUGGAGAUGCUUCCAUGUGAAUACCUCAUGUUUGCUGAUAGUUGGGCAACUGAAGAUUCUGGGGAGAGCAUACCCAGCCAUGGUGGACUUACUGAUAAGCUGGAUCGCCAUCAAAUGGUCAUCGCUAUCAUUGUGAAAAGGCAGCAGAUGCUAGAAUGCUUUGUGCGGAAAAUUAGAAACAAUGAUUAAUUUGGUGAGAAUAGGUGCAAAUGGCAUUCUAGCGUGGCACCAAUUUGAGAAUGGAAAUUGGGCUAAUCCCAAUUGUGCGGGAUGGCAAACAGGCGAAACUUAAGUUUGAGAAUGGCAAAAACCCAAUUAUCUCUUUGGUUUGAAUUGUGUGUAAAAAAAAAAUUGUGAGUUCUGCUGUUGUUCAGGAGGUGCACAGUUGUGCAUUGGCUAAUGUUCUUGUAAACUGCAAUGAACCAGAGCAAUGCAAUAAAUCAAUUUUGUGAACCAA